GCUAGCACUCAGUCGCGCCGCCAAGCCGGCAUGGGAGCUGCGCGCGCCCACCCGGCCCCCACACCUGUCUGAGCGGCACGGCGAGCCGGGGUCCGGGCGGGCGACCCGGCGCGGGGUGGUGCUCAGCAUGGCGGGGACCCCAGGGCUUCUCCUCCUCUCCGUCCUCCUCUGUGCUGUUGGGCAGGUGAGCCCCUACAGCGCCCACUGGAAACCCACCUGGCCUGCCUACCGCCUCCCCGUGGUCUUACCCCAGUCCACCUUAAACUUGGCCAAGCCACACUUUGGGGCCGAAGCCAAAUUGGAAGUGUCCUCCUCGUGUGGCCCCCAGUGUCAUAAGGGAAGUCCACUGCCCACUUAUGAAGAGGCCAAGCAGUACCUGUCCUAUGAAACCCUCUAUGCCAACGGCAGCCGCACCGAGACACAGGUGGGCAUCUAUGUCCUCAGAAGUGGUGAGGGUGAGUCUUCGGGAAAGUCUCGAAGGAAGCGGCAGAUUUAUGGCUACGACAGCAGAUUCAGCAUUUUUGGGAAGGACUUCCUGCUCAACUACCCGUUCUCAACAUCGGUGAAGUUAUCAACAGGCUGUACCGGCACCCUGGUGGCGGAGAAGCACGUCCUCACGGCUGCCCACUGCAUACACGAUGGGAAAACCUACGUGAAAGGAACCCAGAAACUGCGAGUGGGCUUCCUGAAGCCCAAGUUUAAAGAUGGUGGUCGAAGGGCCAACGACUCGAGCUCAGCCGUGCCCGAGAAGAUGAAAUUUCAGUGGAUCCGGGUGAAGCGCACCCAUGUGCCCAAGGGUUGGAUCAAGGGCAAUGCCAAUGACAUUGGCAUGGAUUAUGACUAUGCCCUCCUGGAACUCAAAAAACCCCACAAAAGAAAGUUCAUGAAGAUCGGGGUAAGCCCUCCCGCCAAGCAACUGCCAGGGGGCAGAAUCCACUUCUCCGGUUAUGACAAUGACCGACCGGGCAACUUGGUAUACCGCUUCUGUGAUGUCAAAGAUGAGACCUAUGACCUGCUGUACCAGCAGUGUGACGCCCAGCCCGGGGCCAGCGGGUCCGGGGUCUACGUGAGGAUGUGGAAGAGACAGCAGCAGAAGUGGGAGCGAAAAAUUAUUGGCAUCUUUUCCGGGCACCAGUGGGUAGACAUGAACGGUUCUCCACAGGAUUUCAACGUGGCUGUUAGAAUCACCCCUCUCAAAUAUGCCCAGAUUUGCUAUUGGAUUAAAGGAAACUACCUGGAUUGUAGGGAGGGGUGACACGGUGUUCCUUUCUGGCCGUUCUUAAUGGUCUUCUAUUUUAGGAGAGGCCAAAUUUUGUCAUUGGUGUGUGUG
This is a messenger RNA of Globicephala melas (long-finned pilot whale), 1330 nucleotides long. It is a transcript of the gene PRSS23, whose product is annotated as serine protease 23. NCBI's taxonomy places the organism in Eukaryota, Metazoa, Chordata, Mammalia, Artiodactyla, Delphinidae. Gene Ontology annotation, biological process: proteolysis. Gene Ontology annotation, molecular function: serine-type endopeptidase activity. The record is from RefSeq and is a predicted model, not a curated record.